Molecule: messenger RNA, 1035 nt
Organism: Ornithodoros turicata
Lineage: Eukaryota; Metazoa; Arthropoda; Arachnida; Ixodida; Argasidae
Exons: 3
Coding region: 1-1035 (344 amino acids)
Source: RefSeq, a predicted model, not a curated record
AUGUGGACAUGGAAACAGACAGAUGGGCCACUGCCAAGUGGGCAGCUGAAGAUACUGCUAUCUGCUACAGACGGCUCGACUGGAAUGACUCAAGUUACCCAUGUCGACAAGCUAGAGGAAGAGGUACCACGCAAAGUCAAAAGGUGGAGAAGAAAGUGUGGCUUCAAGGGGUUUGAUACAUUACAGAAAUGUGAGCAGGCACUGCGCGACCUCUGUGGUGUAUCAAUGGCUGUGUUUGCAUUGCUGCUGAGCCUCCUCCCGGACCAGCGUCAUCGUGCUUCAGAUGUUACAAAGGAAGACAGAUUGGUCCUCAGGCUAAUGAAGCUGAAGCUAGGUAUAAGAUUAACGGCGCUUGCUGCACUCUUUGGGAUCAACAAAUCAACUGCAGCACACGUUUUCCGCAUCACCUUGGAUCACCUGAGUAUUAAGCUGGAACAGUGGGUCUUCGUUCCUCCCAGAGGUACCAUCAAGGACACCAUGCCCCCAUGCUUUACAAGGAACUAUCCCGAGUGUACCUUUGUUAUAGAUUGCACGGAAGUGAAGACACAAACCCCAUCCAACCCUGAGCAGCAACAUUACUUAUACUCUAACUAUAAAGGUUGCUACACCCUGAAGUGGCUGGUGAGAAUUAUUCCCAAUGGAAUGAUUGCCUUUAUUUCGGACCCCUAUGGCGGAAGGCACUCAGACUCUUAUAUCACGACGAACUCCGGAUUUCUCACGCAUGUGCUGCCUGGCGACCUAAUCCUUAGUGACAAGGGAUUUCCAUCAAUUGCUACAACGAUGAAAGAGCAUGGUGCUAUUCUUGUGAUGCCACCAUUUAACAGAGGAGGAGGACAGCUGUCAGUGGAAGACAUGGAGCCAACAUUGGUUAUUGCUCAAGUGCGGAUACAUGUUGAGCGUGUGAUACAAAGGCUGAAGAUCUACCAGGUGUUAAGUAACUGCAUACCCCUUUCCCUCAUACCACACAUGUACAAGGUCAUGAAAGUCUGUGCAGCCCUUGUUAAUCUGCAAAGCCCAAUUAUAAAGACGCAAUAA